This is a messenger RNA of Lontra canadensis (Northern American river otter), 2424 nucleotides long. RefSeq names its product glutamate carboxypeptidase 2. The coding region runs from base 101 to 2356 and encodes 751 amino acids. Gene Ontology annotation, molecular function: carboxypeptidase activity. The record is from RefSeq and is a predicted model, not a curated record. NCBI's taxonomy places the organism in Eukaryota, Metazoa, Chordata, Mammalia, Carnivora, Mustelidae. The transcript is spliced from 19 exons.
CGGCCAGGGUGGGAGGACGCCUGGGUCCCGCUGCCACGCUGCAGAGGGGCCGCAGCAGAGGCGCGGAGCCCGGGGGCGGGGGGCCGCCGGGCGCGCCGAGAUGUGGAAUCCCCUGCACGAAGCCGACUCGACCUUUGUCGCUUGGCGCCGCCCGCGCUGGCUGUGCGUUGGGGCGCUGGUGCUGGCCGCCGGCCUCCUGAUCGUCGGCUUCCUCUUCGGUCGGUUUAUAAGAUCCUCUAAUGAACCUACUAACAUUGUCCCACAGCAUAAUGUGAAGAAGGCAUUUUUGGAUGAAUUGAAAGCUGAGAACAUCAAGAGGUUCUUAUAUAAUUUUACACGGCUGCCACAUUUAGCAGGAACAGAACAAAACUUUCUGCUUGCAAAGCAAAUUCAAUCCCAGUGGAAAGAGUUUGGCCUGGAUUCUGUUGAGUUGGCCCAUUAUGAUGUCCUGUUGUCCUAUCCAAAUAAGACUCAUCCCAACUACAUCUCAAUAAUUGAUGAAGACGGAAAUGAGAUUUUCAACUCGUCAUUGUUUGAACCACUUCCUCCAGGAUAUGAAAAUGUUUCAGAUGUUGUGCCACCUUUUAAUGCCUUCUCUCCCCAGGGGAUGCCAGAGGGUGAUCUCGUGUAUGUUAACUAUGCACAGACUGAAGACUUCUUUAAACUAGAGAGGGACCUGAAAAUCAAUUGCUCUGGGAAGAUUGUGAUUGCCAGAUAUGGAAAAAUUUUCAGAGGAAAUAAGGUUAAAAAUGCCCAGCUGGCAGGGGCCAAAGGAGUCAUUCUGUAUUCAGAUCCUGCUGAUUACUUUGCUCCUGGGGUGAAGUCCUAUCCAGAUGGUUGGAAUCUGCCCGGACGUGGUGUCCAGCGUGGAAAUAUCUUAAAUCUUAAUGGUGCAGGGGACCCUCUCACACCUGGUUACCCAGCAAAUGAAUAUGCUUAUAGACGUGAAAUCACAGAGGCUGUUGGUCUUCCUAGCAUUCCUGUCCAUCCAGUUGGGUACGAUGAUGCACAGAAGCUCCUGGAGAAAAUGGGUGGGGCCCCGCCUCCAGAUAGCAGCUGGAAAGGAAGUCUCCAAGUGCCCUACAAUGUUGGACCUGGCUUUCUUGGAAACUUUUCUACACAAAAAGUCAAGAUGCACAUCCAUUCUAACAACAAAGUGACGAGAAUAUACAAUGUGAUUGGGACUCUCAGAGGAGCUGUAGAACCAGACAGAUAUGUCAUUCUUGGAGGUCACCGUGACUCAUGGGUGUUUGGUGGCAUUGACCCUCAGAGCGGAGCAGCUGUUGUUCAUGAAAUUGUGAGGAGUUUUGGAACACUGAAGAAAGAAGGAUGGAGACCUAGAAGAACAAUUUUGUUUGCAAGCUGGGAUGCAGAAGAAUUUGGUCUUCUUGGUUCUACCGAGUGGGCAGAGGAGAAUUCCAGACUCCUUCAGGAACGUGCUGUGGCCUAUGUUAAUGCUGAUUCUUCCAUAGAAGGGAACUAUACUCUGAGAGUUGAUUGUACCCCACUGAUGUACAGCUUGGUAUACAACCUAACAAAGGAGCUCCAAAGCCCUGAUGAAGGCUUUGAAGGCAGAUCUCUUUAUGAGAGCUGGAAUGGAAAAAGUCCUUCACCAGAGUUCAGUGGCAUGCCAAGGAUUAGCAAACUGGGAUCUGGUAAUGACUUUGAGGUGUUCUUCCAAAGACUUGGAAUUGCUUCAGGCAGAGCACGGUACACUAAAAACUGGGCAACAAGCAAAUUCAGGAGCUAUCCAUUGUAUCACAGUGUCUAUGAAACAUAUGAAUUGGUGGAAAAAUUUUAUGAUCCAACUUUUAAGUACCACCUCGCUGUGGCACAGGUUCGAGGAGGGAUGGUAUUUGAACUAGCCAAUUCCAUAGUGCUCCCAUUUGACUGUCGAGAUUAUGCUAUCGUUUUGAGAAAGUAUGCUGACAAGAUCUACAAUAUUUCAAUGAAACAUCCACAAGAAAUGAAAACAUACCGUGUGUCAUUUGAUGCACUUUUCUCUGCUGUGAAGAACUUUACAGAAAUUGCUUCUAAGUUCAAUGAGAGACUUCAAGACUUGGACAAAAACAACCCAAUAUUAUUGAGAAUUUUGAAUGAUCAACUGAUGUUUUUGGAACGAGCAUUUAUUGAUCCUUUAGGAUUACCAGACAGGCCUUUCUAUAGGCACGUCAUCUAUGCUCCCAGCAGCCACAACAAGUAUGCAGGAGAGUCAUUCCCAGGAAUUUAUGAUGCUCUGUUCGAUAUUGAAAACCGAGUGGAUCCGUCCAAGGCCUGGGGAGAGGUGAAGAGGCAGAUCUCCAUCGCAGCCUUUACGGUGCAGGCUGCAGCCGGGACUCUGAGGGAAGUGGCCUGAGGUGGUUCUUCAGAGAACCCAUACUGACUAGGUAUGGUUUGUCACUCAACAAGAAUCAUAAAAGGCAU